This is a messenger RNA of Rhincodon typus (whale shark), 2139 nucleotides long. Its product is annotated as YEATS domain-containing protein 2. The record is from RefSeq and is a predicted model, not a curated record. Gene Ontology annotation, cellular component: NuA4 histone acetyltransferase complex. The coding region runs from base 179 to 1924 and encodes 581 amino acids. The transcript has 14 exons. Lineage: Eukaryota; Metazoa; Chordata; Chondrichthyes; Orectolobiformes; Rhincodontidae. Gene Ontology annotation, molecular function: histone binding. Gene Ontology annotation, biological process: regulation of transcription by RNA polymerase II; chromatin remodeling.
CCGGCCCCCACUGCCGCAGGGCUCGAGGCCUCGGGCUUUCGGCGGAGCUCGGUCACCGCGGCGCCGGGGCUCGGCGAGCGGAGGAGCCCGGGAGGAGAGGCCGAGGCUCAGGAGUAUUGUCGGCUCAUUGAGAAAAUGUCGGGCGUGAAAAGAAAAGUCGAGGAUAAGGACCCAGACUAUGAGGAUAUCUCAGUCUGUCGUCAGGAAAAGCGCCACAAAGCAGUUGAACAUUCAGCGUCUGAAUGAAGCCAGAAGAAUGAUGGACAAACUUCGUGCCUGCAUUGUGGCCAAUUACUAUGCGUCGGCUGUGCAAUCCAAGAUGACUGAGGGCCCAAAGCCGUAUGAUCCUACUGUCUUCAAUCAUCCAGUCAUCAAGAAAUUUUUAGAAUCUCCUUCCCGGUCAUCCUCUCCAGGCAAUCAACGAUCUGAAACUCCAUCAGCCAACCAGUCAGAAACAGAUUCAGUCAGUCACCAGGCGGACACCUUUCUGGACAAAGAGAAUGAUCAGGAACAGCUCACUGCAGCAAGCGAGGACAUUCAAACGUAUAGGUCCGAGAAAAGAGCAGGGAGGAACACUGGCCAGGAUACCUUUGGAGUCCCAACCCCACAGGAGAUAGAACAAAGAUGUACCUACCUCACCACCAGUGAAGAUCCAUCACGCCUUUACAUCAAGAAGACAAUUGUUGUUGGCAACGUUUCAAAGUAUAUUCCCCCAGACAAGAGGGAGGAGAAUGAUCAGUCCACCCAUAAGUGGAUGGUUUAUGUGCGAGGUUCACGGAAAGAACCGACAAUUGAUCAUUUUGUGAAGAAGGUCUGGUUCUUUCUACAUCCCAGCUAUAAGCCAAAUGACCUGGUGGAAGUCAGUGAACCACCGUUUCACUUGACCAGACGAGGCUGGGGUGAAUUCCCUGUACGUAUUCAGAUUCACUUCAGGGACCUGCGCAACAAGAGAAUAGACAUCAUUCACCAACUGAAGCUGGAUAGAACAUACACUGGCUUGCAGACUCUUGGUGCAGAAACGGUGGUUGACGUUGAACUGCACCGUGACUCUCUUGGUGAGGACUACCUUCCCACAGCUCUGGCUCCUUCUGGCUCCUCUACAGUACUUCUUUCUUCAUCCUCCUCUUGCUCCUCCUCUUCCAGCAGGACACCUCAAUCUGUCACCCCUGUUCAACCUGCAAUGUCCUCCACUCCCCCAAUGACAUCAGCAGGAGCAGUGCACGUGUCUCUAGCAACUUUGAGUUCUGCUGCUGGGAAGCAGUCUCAUGACUCUCUGGGAUUUACUUCAGAAAAAGUUAAGUUGGAAAUCCCUGUUAAAAGUGAAAUGGGUCCUAGCAGUCACUCAGGACAGUCUUCCCUGGAGCGCACACCAACCAGACCAGUGGCCACUCAGAAGGUCACGUUUGGAACUCAUGGAAACUCAGCGUUCCAACCGAUCACUGCCAGUUGCAAGAUUGUCCCUCAGGGGCAGCUUCCCAGCCCUUCUGAUUCUCCAGGGAAGUCCUUCCAGCCCAUCACCAUGAGCUGCAAAAUUGUGUCAGGAUCACCAAUCUCAACUCCGAGUCACUCUCCUUUGCCACGUACCCCAACGUCUACUCCUGUCCACAUGAAGCAAGGAUCAUCCGUCUCCGUCAUGAGUAAUCCCUACAUUAUAGUGGACAAACCUGGACAGGUGAUUGGAGUAUCAACAUCAAACACUGCAGGGAGCCCCACGGCAAAGCAGACAGGCAUUUCACAAGGGGCCCGUUCACCCAUCCCCAAAAUACACGGCAGUAGCUUCAUUGCAACAACUGUGAAGCAGGAAGAUGCACUCUUUGCAGCUAUGCCCCCGUUGUGCCCCAUUGGAAGCCAUUCCAAGGUUCAGAGCCCCAAACCUGUGACGGGGGGUCUCGGAGGAUUCACCAAGCAUGGUCCUGCACUAUGAGAUGGCACGAUAACAAGUCAUUCUUGCAUACAAGCCUCAAGCUGCGCAGUUAUACAGCUACUCCAAGGGGUCAUACUUGCUGAGUGGCAUGCUGACGUCGUCCUUGGCAUUGACAAGCAAGUUUCUGCCGCGCACGGAUCUUGGGAGUUCUGUGUAGAAUUCAGCCAUAGAAAAAUUUAGCGUUCGGAGUGGAGUUAAUAGCUGUAAGGCGAGAC